Messenger RNA from Maniola jurtina (meadow brown), 4326 nucleotides. It is a transcript of the gene eya, whose product is annotated as eyes absent homolog 2. The coding region runs from base 525 to 2495 and encodes 656 amino acids. Gene Ontology annotation, molecular function: protein tyrosine phosphatase activity. The transcript is spliced from 15 exons. The record is from RefSeq and is a predicted model, not a curated record. NCBI's taxonomy places the organism in Eukaryota, Metazoa, Arthropoda, Insecta, Lepidoptera, Nymphalidae. Gene Ontology annotation, biological process: cell differentiation; multicellular organism development; negative regulation of extrinsic apoptotic signaling pathway in absence of ligand. Gene Ontology annotation, cellular component: nucleus.
AUAGCCGCGAAGCACUGCUUUUGUUCAAUACAAAUUGUAUACCGAGGCGAUUUUUUUUUAAAUAUCCUACGGGACUAUUAUCGUCAGACAAAAUACAAACCGGAUCUUUUGACAAACCCGUCUUUAAAGAUAGAAGCAAACAUAAGUAAUUUUUUUUGUAUUAUUUUACGGUUAAACAGGACUUUAGUGUAAUUUUUUAGUGUUGUGUUUGUGUUAUUUACGUGAAAUGUUUGCUGAGUUUAAUAAUUCGGGUAAGUGAGGUGAUACGGUUUGGAAACUGUGGUGGUGUGGUUAAAACGAUGGCAUGGUUUAAUUCGUAGCUAAAGCGCAUGCAAAAACAAACUCAAAAUUCCAAAUGUAGCGGGAAUGCAGACGAUAAGGCUGGAGGUAAUUCGCAGUACAGUGCUAUGGCUAAUGGACCAAAGACAUUGCGCGCCUAAAAACAAAAUGACAUAAAAACUCUCCCGCCAAAGUGAUGUGUAAGUGUACGGACCUCGAACGAACGUAAUGAACGGUUCAGGAACAUGGUGACACUGAUGCCCUGUGGGUACCUCGGCGGCGCCUCACCGCGCUGCAAUCUGGAUCACGAGCCUAAGGCAAAGCGAUCCCGGCCGGACGCGGGCACUGAUGUGCGGUUAUCAGGCGAAGUCAACACAAGUCCGUGCGAAUCGGAAUCAACGUCUGACUCUCCGCCUUCAUUGCUGCAGGAUGCCACAUUGCCAGCUCUUUUAGUAUCAGGGGCUACAACCUUGUUUCAAAAUACAAAUACUUCCACGAAUUCUGCGUUAAGUCUGACGCCUGUAGACAAUCUAGGCUUACCCAGCUCAGAAGUAGAAAGCUGCAGUUUAUCAAACGGAUGCGUGACGAGCUCUUCCCUAGCCGGCCUGGCUUUACCCCUGACGUCGACUGGUGGAUUGUGCUCUACAACAUCAUCGUCAGCAGUUGCUUGGUUGAUGAAUGAGGAUAGCACGGGAGGUGGUGUUAAGAGUGAAGUGCGGAGCCCGGGGCUUUGCGAAGCAGACGUGGCGUUAUACGGUGAAACGUUGCCUUACGACCAGUCCACACUGCCCUACCAGUAUUAUAAUAGUAUGCAACAGUAUGGAGGCGGCGGCACGGCAUCAUCGUACGUCAGCUCGACUCUGUAUAACCAACCCUACGCCGCGUACCCGCCAGCGCACAACUCUAAUAACAGGUCGUCGUGCAAAGCGACGCCGACGUAUCUUAGCUAUGGUGUAGGCAGCAUGGGUACCGUGCCAGGCAAUUUCGCCACGCAACCUUCACCAUACGCCUACCCUUCGUACAACGGUGGAUUGACGCAAUCCUUCCCAAACAGUCAACAGGACUACAGUAGUUACGCGACCGGUUACGCGGACCAUAGUGUAGCACAAUAUGGCGGUUACUACGCCACCCCUAGUUACUCGCCCUAUGUAAGCUCACCCAGUAGCAGUGGAAGUGCUGGCCAUACUUCAUACCAUCUAGGAGGCACGUUAUCAGAGUCUCCCUCGUCAAUGUUGCCAACUUUACCUGACACUCCCCUAUCCCCAAUCAAAAAUGAAGUACAUGCUGCUAGUCGGAGAUGUAGAGAAAAUUCUGGGGAAAGCACAGCAAGCCGGUCGCGAGGGCGCGGUCGACGCAACACAUCUUCGUCACCGGCACAACAUGUUCCCGAACCAGCGACAGACAGAGUAUUUAUAUGGGAUCUAGAUGAAACUAUCAUCAUCUUCCAUACACUGCUUACGGGCACAUAUGCAACUAAAUAUAAUAAGGAUACACAGCAAAUAGUGCAAUUAGGUUUUAGAAUGGAGGAACUAAUAUACAGUUUAUGUGAUAUGCAUUUCUUCUUCAAUGAUGUUGAGGAUUGUGACCAGGAGCACAUAGACGCAGUAGCAGCAGAUGACAACGGCCAAGACCUUUCCGCGUACAACUUCGCCUCAGAUGGCUUCCACGCAGGCGCCGCGCCUAACACCGGCCUCUGCGCGCCUGGUGUCCGCGGCGGAGUUGACUGGAUGAGGAAACUAGCUUUUAGAUACAGAAAAAUUAAGGAUACCUACAAUAAUUAUAGAAAUAGUGUCGGAGGUCUAUUGGGGCCAGCAAAAAGAGAGCAGUGGUUACAAUUGCGGGCAGAGCUGGAACAGGCAACGGACAACUGGCUGACUCUGGCUUGCAAAUGUCUCAACAUGAUCAACUCAAGGGAAAACUGCGUGAAUGUGCUAGUAACGAACACUCAGCUAGUGCCGGCGCUCGCCAAAGUGCUGCUGUUUGGCCUCGGCGGAGUGUUUCCUAUUGAAAACAUCUAUUCCGCUACAAAAACAGGUAAAGAAACGUGUUUUGAAAAGAUCAAGCAACGGUUCGGCGAUCGGUGUACAUACGUAGCGAUCGGCGACGGGCCGGACGAAGAGGAUGCGGCUAAGAAGAAAAACUACCCCUUCUGGAGGAUAUCCGGGCAUUCGGACAUCGCCGCGCUAUACAACGCGCUAGACAUGGGCUUCUUAUGAUUUGCUGCUACUUUCAUACUUUGGUUCUCCUUGUAUUGAAAUUGUAGAAAAAAAUUACAGGUAGUAAACACCUCCUUUUUGAAAAACUGAAGCUUGAACUAGUAGGAAACGUCAGUACAUAUGUAAAAUAAUUGAAAAUCAUAAAGGUGUGUUUACACAUUUUCUAAAAAGGACAAGUUGGAACGCGAGUUACCCUGUUCAUACAUUCGUCUUGCAUCCAUGCAAUGUCGUGCGACAUGUCUUUGACGUUAACGGCGAGCGGUGUCACGUUUCGACGGCGAAUGUGUAAAUGCAGUGUAACAGAAAACCGUAACCUGAAUUACGCAUUUUAUUUUUUAUUAUAAAAAUUAAUAUUUAUUUAGUUAUCAACUGAAAUAUUUUUUUAGAGAUCAAUAAAAAGUUCUUAUGAAAAUAUUCUACGAAAUAUUUAUCGAACUUGAAAACUUAUACCUAUGCGACGCGAUGAUUUUGGUAUUACUUCUGUCUGUAACUUGACCAUAAAUGCGGGUCAAACUAUACUGGUAUUUCUAAAUGCGAAUUUUUAUUUCAAUCACGAUAAAAUCAUAUCAGUAAUGGCAUAGUCAUAGGGAGCUUUAUUAAGUACAGUUUUGUAUUCGUAAUGUUAAGUUUUUGAGCUUUCAGAUGUCUCUGUGUCGAGAACUUAUGAUUUAGUGCUAAGCUCAAACUCAGCUCAAAACUUACGAAGGCGAACGUUUCUAGAUCUUUUUUUGUAAAUAUUUAUUCGAUCAUAGUAAAUAAAAAAUACGUUAGGAUUAUCCUAAUUCCAUUCCUACUACGUAAGUUUUUAUAUAUUCUAUACAAUGUACAGAUUAUGUUUAUUUUUAGUAAAGAAAAAUUAACAUGGGAAAGACAAGAAAAGUUUGCCCUUGUGACGUUAACUGGUGAAAUUGAUCUAAUCAAUUUGAACCUUAAAACAGUAAUAUUUUGAAUAUUUUCAUUUCGGCGUAAAACUUAUAAAUACUAUCGUAACAAAUGUGUUUGUGUUUUAUGGUUUUUAUACUGCGCAAUUUAGCAUUCUAAACACAGAUCAGGUAUAUUUCUCGUUUGUUGAAAUCACUGAUUUAAAUGAAUUAGACGCCCCAACCGAAUAAAAGCGUAAUCGUAAAAAUAUCACAAAAAACUUAAAAGUAAGAUACCUCCUUUGGUAAUUACAGCUGGCUAAAGUUAUAUAUGUAGUUAUGUAUACAUAAACUUUAUUGCUUUAUUUAUUAACAAAUUUAUAAAAAUAAUGUGUAUACCAACUAAUUGUACGGUUUUUUGAACUCCUGGUUUUACUUUUUCCGAUUACGCCGUUAUUCGGUGAGGGUGGUAAUUUAUGUACUAUUGACGCGUGCGUUAAAUGCCAUCGGGGCUUAUGUUUAUUAUUAUAUGUAUUAUAACCAAAAACUAAACGUUUGUUAUCUCAUUGUGAAUAUAAUAUAAUUUAUCAAUAAAUAACGUGUCUUUAUUUUCUAACUAAGUCACAUUAACACCACUAUAAACAUGGCAUUUAUCGCGGGCGCUUGUAAAAUGUAUUAUUUUGGUAAGUAACUAGCGACUCAAUAUUUUCGUACAAUUAUAGAAUAACCUCUCAUAUUAAAAAAAGUUCCAUUUUGUAUCAAUGCUUAAGUUGAUUUUAUAUUAAUUUAAAUUUAGCUAAAUAUUUACUGCCAAAUAGCUGACAAUAUACUGCAAUAUUUUUAGAUAAAACGUUAUUCUACGCUAAAACACUAUUAUUAGGUAAUGCUUUUUGAUAUUUUUUAAUAUUUAUGUCAGGCGUAAAAUGAAACUCAGUUAUAAGAAACCUUUGUAUAGUGUGGUAUAUCUUCUU